Nilaparvata lugens (brown planthopper) is the source of this 1053-nucleotide messenger RNA. RefSeq lists its product as uncharacterized. The record is from RefSeq and is a predicted model, not a curated record. Bases 31 to 366 code for a protein of 111 amino acids. NCBI's taxonomy places the organism in Eukaryota, Metazoa, Arthropoda, Insecta, Hemiptera, Delphacidae. The transcript is spliced from 2 exons.
UUUUCUUCUGUUGUUUAGUGGACUAUCUUCAUGAGUGCUGGGUUUAUCUGUUGCAGGUGCUGUCCUCGGUGGAUGGACGGUGAUGUGGGCGGUCGGCGGUCCGGGCUGCUCUUCUACGUGGUCGGCAACGUCCUUGGACUCCUGGUGUCCGGCGCGCGGUGGUAUGGGCUGUCCCUCUACCUGAUGGAUGUCGUCCUCGGCCUGGCGGGUGAUGUCGUCCGGCUUCUCUUGGCAUUCUGCGGGUGGUGGUACGGGUUGUCCCUCUACGCUAUCGAUGUCAUCCUCAGCUUGGCGGGCGAUGUCGUCCGGCUCCUCUCGGCGUUCUGCGGGGUGUGGCACGACUUCAGUCUUGACAUUCUCGGAUGAUGUUUGCCCAAUAUAGCGGGAUGAGUGUGUGGUCUUCGGUCAGCGGUGGGGAUUCUGUAGUGUGAAGUACAGACGUCUGGACCUCUGGGACGGCGGUGCAUGGGCGUUUCUCCUGCGCGACGUCUUCCGUCCUUGAAGUCGCCGAUGUGGGCUCCAGGAUGCGGUGUGGUUCUUCCAUAAUUUAUCGGAUGAUACAAUGAUGCAAGUGUGUUGAAACGACCGCAAACAUGUGAGGUUAUGUGAAGCGAUUAUAAGUGAAUGAUCAAAAUUGAAAUAGUGUGAAAACUUCGUUCAAUGAAGAAAUACAGAAGUGUGAUUCAAUAAUAUGUUCAGUGAUGAAGUGAAUCAAAUUAGCAAUAUCGUUGACAUAAAACGAAAAUGACAUAAAGGAUACACAAUGAACACUUAUGCAGUAAUACAGGUACGCCUCUUAUAAUUUAUUAUUACUAUUAUUAUAAAUAUUUUAUUCUUAUAAUUUCUUGCCGCAAUUAUAUAUAGGGCUAGUAUUCUUCGCAAAAUUUUAUAUAAAAGCAGUGAUACUCUGCUUAAAUUAUUCCGCAAUAUAUCCGUGAUUUAAUUUUACUUCCCUCUUUAUGUUUUAAAAACUUUUAAAACUGUAAAUAACUUCAAUCCUCUUUUCUGUAAAUAUUUAUAAAUUGUUUCAAUAUAGACCUAAUAUUCUUCAAU